Messenger RNA from Tuber aestivum (summer truffle), 1151 nucleotides. Lineage: Eukaryota; Fungi; Ascomycota; Pezizomycetes; Pezizales; Tuberaceae. The record is from the annotation of a GenBank genome assembly.
AAACCUAACAAAGCAGACUACACUACCCCCAAAGCUUAUAGACCUGUCUCUCUGCUAAACUGCUUAGGAAAGAUUUCAGAAAAGAUAAUGGCCAACAGAGUAGCUUACAUUGCAGAAACUAAAGGCCUUCUUCACCCAGAGCAAAUGGGAGGAAGGAAAGGAAGAAGUGCAGUGGAUGCAGUGAUGGCAUUAACACAUGAUAUUCAGCAGGCUAAGUUGAAUGGUAAAGUCCUUUCUCCCCUCUUUGUUGAUGUUAAAGGUGCAUUUGACCAUGUUAGCAAAACACAACUACUCUUGGUGCUGCAGUCUUUAGGAUUUCCUCCACCAGUUCUUACCUGGACAGACAGCUUCCUCUCCAACAGGAAACUGGGGUUAGCUUUUGAUGGACAAAGACAACCUCUCCUGCCAGUCAACACAGGCAUUCCUCAAGGCUCUCGCAUUUCACCCAUCCUCUUCCUAUUCUACUUAACAAACCUGUUCAAGGACUUGGAACCAGGAGUUUUGACUCCACAGCUAAGAUCCCCCUCCUUUAUUGAUGAUAUUGCUUUUAUAGUCACAGGCCCCUCUGAGCAGGCUAACUCCAAGGCAUUGGAGGUAGUAGCCAGAAGGGCCUGGAGUUGGGCAGCUGACAAUGUAAUAGUAUUUGAUGAUCCCAAGACAGAACUCAUGCACUUUCACAACAAAACCAGGAACUUUACUACCAACUUCCCUGUCACUCUCAUAAUGGCACUGUUGUCUUCCCUUCUCAGCAUCUUAGAUGGCUAGGAGUUUGGCUUGACAGGAAGCUUUUGUUUAACUACCAUGUGAAACAGAAGACAGCUGCAGCAACUAGGGCACUUAACAUGAUUUCUAGAUUAUCCAACUCAGAAUGGGGCCUUUCAGCACCAGCAAUAAGGCAACUAUACUAUACCUGCAUUACUCCAAUAGCUGACUAUGGAGCAGAGGUCUGGUGGAAAGGUCAAAUUGGUCUUGCUAACAAGUUACAGAAGUUGCAGGCAGAGGCAAACAGAAGAAUCCUGGGGGCUUUCAGAACUUCACCAACUGCUGCAAUGGAGAUUGAAGCAGCCACCCUUCGCAUUCCAUUGAGACUUGACAGACAGUGUAAGAGAUAUGCUUACAGAGUUUUACAGAUGCUUUCAGACCAUCCUAUC